Messenger RNA from Vanrija pseudolonga, 3759 nucleotides. It is a transcript of the gene pst1, whose product is annotated as Paired amphipathic helix protein pst1. NCBI's taxonomy places the organism in Eukaryota, Fungi, Basidiomycota, Tremellomycetes, Trichosporonales, Trichosporonaceae. Bases 1 to 3759 code for a protein of 1252 amino acids. The record is from RefSeq and is a predicted model, not a curated record. Gene Ontology annotation, molecular function: transcription corepressor activity. Gene Ontology annotation, biological process: negative regulation of transcription by RNA polymerase II. The transcript has 6 exons. Gene Ontology annotation, cellular component: Sin3-type complex; chromatin.
AUGUCCAACCCUCCGCAAUCCGGCUCGGGCGGCGGGAACUGGUCGAACCGCGACCCCGGGUACAGACCGCUCAAUGUGCGCGACGCGCUCAGCUACCUCGACCAGGUCAAGAUCCAAUUCGCCGAUCAGCCAGAAGUGUACAACCGCUUCCUUGACGUGAUGAAGGAGUUCAAGGGCCAGGUCAUCGACACGCCUGGCGUCAUUGACCGCGUCUCGACCCUCUUCAGAGGCCAUCCAUCCCUCAUCCAAGGUUUCAACACCUUCCUGCCACCUGGCUACCGUAUCGAAUGCUACGGCCCCGAGGGCGACCCGCAGGGCAUGAUCACCGUCACGACGCCCACGGGCACCGUUAGCCAGGUGCCAGGUGGUCUCGCGGCGGCCAUUGAUCAGCGUGAACGCGAGUCUCAGCGCGAGCAGGCUCUUGCCUCUGAACCUCCCGCAUCCGCCGCUCCAUACUCGCAGCCACCACCCCCUGCCCCGUACCCCGCUCAGCGUGCUGCUCCCCCCGCUCCCGCCCAGUCGGCCCAGCCCCCGGCUCGUGCCGCCGCACCCCCACCCAACGUCAACAUGCCUCCGCAGCACCCUGCCGCCCCCUCGGGCCCAUCAACCCCCGGCGCCGCUCAGUUCCUCGCCAGCGGCGGCCUCGGCCACCAGGGCCAGCAGCCCCAGUCCCAGCAGCAGGCUGGCGGCGCGCGCGCACCCAUCCUCGAGUUCAACCACGCCAUCUCGUUUGUCAACAAGAUCAAGAACAGGUUCAACUCGGAGCCCGAGACGUACAAGAAUUUCCUCGAGAUUCUCCAGACGUAUCAGCGUGACCAGAAGAUUGAGGAGGUGUACGAGCAGGUGAUCGACCUCUUCAAGCACGCGCCCGACCUUCUCGCCGAGUUCAAGCAGUUCUUACCCGAGAGCGGUGGCUUCGGCCUCGGCAACUUCAUGCAGGCUGCAUCCAGCACGCAGACGCAGACCGCGGGCCAGAAGCGCAAGGAUGCCAAGGAGCCUGCCCAGGCCAAGAAGCGUCGCGCCGGGCCUGAUGGCAAGGCUGCCCAGCAGAAGAAGAAGGCCGACAGCCCUGUCGAGGAAGAGGCCGCCGCCACGACGACUACGCCCCCGCAGACUCUCGCCUCGCCCGACGAGGUCGCCUUCUUCGACAAGGUCAAGAAGUUUAUCGACGACAAGGUCACGUACCACGAGUUCCUCAAGCUCAUCAACCUGUUCACCCAGGACAUGAUUGACGCCAAGAUCCUCCUCGAGCGUGCCAAGGAGUUCAUCGGCGACUCUGGUGAAGUCUGGACAACGUUCAAGCGCAUUGUUGGCAUCGAUGACCUCGGCAGCGUCGGCCGCGCCACGACCGCCCAGAGCGGCUACGGCUUCGGUGGCAUGAUCAACAUUGACAACCAGACCUCGGAAAACACGCCCAUGCUCGAGCGUGUCAAGCCCGACCUGUCGGGCCCCAAGGUCAAGACCUCUGGCCCCAGCUACCGCAAGCUCCCGCAGUCCGAGAUCAACCUCAACUGCACUGGCCGUGAUGCCAUGUGCUGGGAAGUUCUCAACGACGAGUGGGUCUCGCACCCUACCUGGGCUGCCGAGGACGCUGCUCCCUUCCUCGCGCACCGUAAGAACGCGUAUGAGGAGGCUCUGCACAAGUCGGAGGAGGAGCGUCACGAGUACGACUUCCACAUUGAGGCCAACCUCCGUACCAUUGCUCUCCUUGAGCCGCUCAACAACAAGAUCCAGACCAUGGACCCCGAGGAGCGCGCCCACUUCAACCUCAAGGCUGGUCUUGGUGGUCACAGCAGGUCUAUCUACCAGCGUAUUAUCAAGAAAGUGUACGGCAAGGAGCUCGGCCCUGACAUCAUCCGUGCUCUCCACGAGAACCCCGUCACUGCCCUCCCCAUUGUCCUGGACCGUCUCAAGGCCAAGGACGAGGAGUGGAAGAAGGCUCAGCGCGAGUGGAACCGCGUCUGGCGCGAGCAGGAUGCCAAGAACUUCUACAAGGCCCUCGACCACCAGGGCGUGGUGUUCAAGGCAGCCGACAAGAAGACGCUCGCCGCCAAGAGCUUGAUUGCCGAGAUUGAGGCGCGCCGUAGGGAGCAGGCCAACGCCCGCAACGCCCUGCUUCGCCCUCGCAACUCUCCUCGUGCUCGCUUCCAGUUCCAGUUCGAGUUCAAGGACGUCGAGGUUCUCAAGGACUCGCUCAAGCUCAUCUUUGGCUACCUUGACCGUGUGCCCAACAUGAACGCCCAGGACAAGGAGCGCAUCGAGACUCAGAUCCGCGAGUUUGUGCCCCUCUUCUUCAUGUUCGACAAGGACGCGUUUGACGCCGAGUUUGGAGAUGCCGAGCACGGCUCUGACGAGUCGGACGGUGACUCUGACGGUGACGCUAGCAUGGCCGGCGACGACGACGACUCGAGCGCCGCUGCCAAGAAGAAGAAGGCCGAGCCCUCGCUUCGCAAGCAGCUUCUCAAGGCUGCUGGCGACAAGGACGGCCUCAAGCAGCGCGAGAGCACCUCUACUCCUGGCCCUGAGGACGGUGUCGACUCUGCAUUGGACACUCCCGACCGUGCCGAGACGCCCAUCCCUACGCCUGCCGACCCUGCGGCUGUCGCCGAGGCCGUCGCCAAGGACAAGGUUGACGCCGAGGCGUCGGAGCAGACCUGGGUCCAGCUUGACACUUCAGACGAGUCAGCCGCCUCGGACGCCCCCGACGUCCCCGCGCCCAAGCCCACUCGCGCUGGCAACUUCUUUGCCAACAACCACUACUACGUGUUCAUCCGUCUCCUCCAGAUCCUCUACUCGCGCCUUGUGUUGUGCAAGACCAUUGCCGCUCAGCUCGCUGCCGAGAGGAAACAGCCCAUCAACCCUGUUGCCAUCCGCCUGGGUCUUGCCGAGCCUGCCACGGCCAACUUCGGCAUCGAGGCUGGUGAGAACCCGUCGGUUCACUACUACGACCACCUCCUCGCCCUCGCCGAGAGACUGUUCGACAAUGACCUCGACCCCCCAACCUACGAGGAGACUCUGCGUCUCAUGUUCGGCAACAAGGCCUACACCAUGUUCACUAUUGACCGUGUUGUGAGCGCCAUCUGCAAGCAGGCGCAGACUAUCCUCGGCGACAUGAAGAGCCAGGAGCUCCUCAGCCUGCUGCAGCGUGACCGUGCACCAGAGAAGACGACCACUCGCCAGCAGAUUGCCUACCGCAUGAACGCCGAAGGCGUUCUCGGCCCCGACGAGAACCUGUACCGCAUUGAAUACAUCCCCCGCACCGAGACGGUCGCCGUUCAGCUUCUUGCCCGCGAGGACUUGACAAUGGACGACCCCGAGACUGCCGAGCAGAAGUGGCGCCAGUACAUUGACAGCUACGCCCUGACACAUCCUACCGAGGGCUUACCCCACCGUGUUGAGCAGCCGUUCCUGAACCGCACGCUGGGUGAGCUGCCCGACGAGCUCGGCCCCGAGCUGUUCGAGACGCACAGCGGCCUCCAGUUCCGCGUCGCAUCUGGCAACUACCAUCUCUUCUACCAGCCCGGCACCGAGGACUACUUCCACCGCGCUAGGCCACAGGCCGAGGAGGAUGAGCUCGACGCGCAGGAGAACCGGUUCUUUGACGCGGCCAAGAAGCGCCUCGAGGACUGGAUCAACAAGCCGGCCGAGGGCGACGAGGACGAGGCGCAGGACGCCGCCGUCGACGCCGAGCCAGCUGCGGCUUCCGAGGCAGCCGACGGCACAAGUACUGCCGCGCCCGUCGCUGCCGCUGCCGAAUAG